Eruca vesicaria subsp. sativa (arugula) is the source of this 267-nucleotide messenger RNA. Lineage: Eukaryota; Viridiplantae; Streptophyta; Magnoliopsida; Brassicales; Brassicaceae. The record is from the annotation of a GenBank genome assembly.
AUGGUUCAGAUUGGCAACAGGAUCAUAAAGAAGAGACUUCAUGUGCAUGUGGAGCAUGUGCAGCAGUCUAGGUGUGCUGAGGAGUUCAAAGUAAGGAAGAAGAAGAACGAUGAGCUCAAAGCUGUAGCCAAAGCCAGAGGCGAGACAAUAAGCACCAAGAGACAGCCUAAAGGCCCCAAACCAGGAUUCAUGGUCGAAGAUAUGACCUUGGAGACUGUCACUCCUAUCCCCUACGAAGUCGUCAACGAUCUCAAGGGAGGCUACUAG